This is a messenger RNA of Lasiodiplodia theobromae, 1587 nucleotides long. RefSeq names its product Monooxygenase FAD-binding protein. The transcript has 3 exons. Gene Ontology annotation, cellular component: mitochondrial outer membrane. The record is from RefSeq and is a predicted model, not a curated record. Gene Ontology annotation, biological process: NAD+ metabolic process; quinolinate biosynthetic process; L-tryptophan catabolic process. Bases 1 to 1587 code for a protein of 528 amino acids. Lineage: Eukaryota; Fungi; Ascomycota; Dothideomycetes; Botryosphaeriales; Botryosphaeriaceae. Gene Ontology annotation, molecular function: FAD binding; kynurenine 3-monooxygenase activity; NAD(P)H oxidase H2O2-forming activity.
AUGGUCACCCAGCGGACAGUGGUCGUUGGAGCGGGGCCUGUCGGCGCCCUUGCCGCCCUUUAUGCGGCCCAGAGAGGCGACGAAGUUGAGGUCUACGAGCUGAGAGGAGACCUGCGGGAUCCCUCGACAGUACCGCUCAAUUUCACAAAAUCCAUCAACCUUGCCCUUUCCGAGCGGGGUAUCCACUCCAUGCGGCUAGCAAACUGCCCCGGAUUGAUCGAAUCAGUCUUGAGUGAGACAAUUCCCAUGCAUGGACGGAUGAUCCACGGCAGCAAGAAUGGAGAAAACUACGAAGAAUCGCAAACGUACGACGUGCAUGGCCGAGCUAUAUUGGCAGUUGAUCGCCACAACCUGAACAACCGCCUUCUGGAUGAGCUUGAAAACAUGCCCAACGUGAAGCUUUUGUUCAACCACAAGCUGGUCGGCGCAGACUUCAAGAACAACAUUGCCUGGUUUGAAGACAUGACGAAAAAAGACCAGUCAGAUCCCUUCAAGGGCCCAACGACAGCGUCCGGCCACAGGGAAAUCGAGAUCAAGUUUGAUUUCAUGAUUGGCGCCGAUGGUGCUCAUUCUGCCGUCCGUUACCAUAUGAUGAAGUUCACACGCAUGGACUACACGCAGCAAUACAUCGAUACCCUCUGGUGCGAAUUCCACGUCAAGCCGGACACCACCAACACUUCCCCAUAUAACGGCUUCAAGAUCUCCCCCAACCAUCUACACAUCUGGCCUGGCGGCUCGUUCAUGUUUAUCGCCAUCCCCUCUCUCGACAAAUCCUUUACAUCAACGCUCUUCCUCUCCGCCGACGGCUACGCCGAAAUCGACGUCGACCCCGAGAACCGCCUGGUCCCCUUCUUCCAAACCCACUUCCCAGGUGUCGUGCCAGAUCUCAUCUCAGCCGAGGACCUAAAGCGCCAGUACCUCGAGAACCCGCACCUACCGCUCAUCAGCAUCAAAUGCGCGCCCUACCAUGUCGGCAGCUCAGCCGUCAUCGUCGGCGAUGCGGCGCACGCCAUGGUGCCAUUCUACGGCCAGGGCAUGAACGCCGGGCUCGAAGACGUGCGGACGCUGUACGACUGGCUCGACCGCUUCGUGCCGCCUUCGCCCACCAGCCCCUCGUCCUCCAAGAUCGAGGAGAGCCAGUACAUACUCGUCAACAGCGACGCCAAGGAGCGCGCGAAGCAGCGUGCGCGGGCGCUGGACGAGUAUUCGCGCUUCCGCCGCCCGGAUGCGCACUCGAUCAACGACCUCGCCCUCAGAAACUACCAGGAGAUGCGGUCCGACGUCAAGUCGCCGAUCUACCGCCUGCGCAAGGCGGUUGAGGAGUGGCUGAGCGUGUGGUUCCCCAGCUCGGGCAUCGCGACGCAGUACUCGCGCGUCAGCUUCGGAAACGAGCGGUACUCGGUGGUGGAAAAGGUGGUGCAGAAGCAGGGCAAGGUGCUGUUGGCGGGCAUGUCGAGUGUGCUGGUGGGUACGGUUGGUUGGGUUGCGUGGCUGGCAUGGAAGAUGAACAGGGUCGACGAAGGAUCCAAGAACGCCGCUAUCUGGCUAGGAAGAACGAUCAAGGAGAGCGCAAGGAAGUUCGUGUAG